This is a messenger RNA of Motacilla alba alba, 7295 nucleotides long. RefSeq names its product calcium voltage-gated channel subunit alpha1 E (gene CACNA1E). Gene Ontology annotation, molecular function: calcium ion binding; high voltage-gated calcium channel activity. The record is from RefSeq and is a predicted model, not a curated record. The coding region runs from base 27 to 7109 and encodes 2360 amino acids. The transcript has 47 exons. Lineage: Eukaryota; Metazoa; Chordata; Aves; Passeriformes; Motacillidae. Gene Ontology annotation, biological process: calcium ion import across plasma membrane; chemical synaptic transmission. Gene Ontology annotation, cellular component: neuronal cell body; membrane; voltage-gated calcium channel complex.
AGUGAUGAGCCCCAGCAGCAGCAGCCAUGCUGGGAUUCGGGACGUGCGCCAUGAGCGCCCCGGCGAGGGCGGCUGAACUGGACGCCGCCUCGUCCCGCUGCAUCCUGGCCCUGCCCGAGGAGGAGACGUGGCGCCAACACCGCCUGGGCCUGAUGCAGAACACCCAGUCCUGCAACCUGCUGGAGCCCCAGAGCCUGGCCCAGGCCCUGGUGUCCCGCGCCGCCUCCUUCGAAGCGCUGUAUGAUUCCCGCUGCUGCGAUGGCGAGGCAGGCGGUGCCACGGAGCUGGGACUGGCCCAGCUGGUGGCCGUGAGCCCUGAGGUGAUCAAACGCCGGCGGGGAGGGCUCAUCGAGCAGAGGGACAUCAUCAAGGCACACGAGGCACACAAGAUGCAGAGCACGCCCCAGGCGCGGAGGAAGGAGUGGGAGAUGGCUCGCUUUGGGGAGGCAGUGGCCGGCAGGCUGGGCUCCGGAGAUGGGGGCUCCGAGCAGAACCGGAGCCGGCAAGGAGCUCCUGCCCCUGCGGGAGGGAGCCCGGGAGCCUUCAAGCAAACCAAAGCGCAGAGAGCCCGGACUAUGGCUCUGUACAAUCCCAUCCCUGUCCGGCAGAACUGCUUCACCGUCAACAGAUCGCUCUUUCUCUUUGGGGAAGAGAACAUAGUCAGGAAAUACGCCAAGAAGCUCAUCGACUGGCCUCCCUUCGAGUACAUGAUCCUGGCGACCAUCAUUGCCAACUGCAUCGUGCUGGCCCUGGAGCAGCACCUCCCCGAGGAUGACAAGACACCCAUGUCACGGAGAUUAGAGAAGACAGAGCCCUACUUCAUUGGGAUUUUCUGCUUCGAGGCUGGGAUUAAGAUUGUGGCCCUGGGGUUUGUUUUCCACAAGGGCUCAUACCUGCGCAACGGCUGGAACGUCAUGGACUUCAUCGUGGUCCUCAGCGGCAUCCUUGCCACAGCCGGGACACACUUCAACACCCACGUGGACCUGCGGACGCUGCGGGCCGUGCGCGUGCUCAGGCCGCUGAAGCUCGUCUCAGGCAUUCCCAGCUUGCAGAUUGUCCUGAAAUCCAUCAUGAAGGCCAUGGUGCCUCUCCUGCAGAUCGGCCUGCUGCUCUUUUUUGCUAUCCUCAUGUUUGCCAUCAUCGGCCUGGAGUUCUACAGUGGGAAGCUGCACCGAGCCUGCUACACAAACAAUUCAGGUGAACUAGAGGAGCUGGACCCUCCCCAUCCCUGCGGGGUGCAGGGUUGCCCCCCGGGCUACGAGUGCCGGGAGUGGAUCGGUCCCAACGAUGGGAUCACGCAGUUUGACAACAUCCUCUUUGCUGUGCUGACCGUCUUCCAGUGCAUCACCAUGGAAGGGUGGACCACAGUCCUGUACAACACCAAUGAUGCCUUAGGAGCCACCUGGAACUGGCUGUACUUCAUCCCCCUCAUCAUCAUUGGAUCCUUCUUCGUCCUCAAUCUUGUCCUGGGAGUGCUGUCAGGGGAGUUUGCCAAAGAGAGAGAGCGUGUGGAGAACCGCCGAGCCUUCAUGAAGCUGCGGCGGCAGCAGCAGAUCGAGCGGGAGCUCAAUGGCUACCGGGCGUGGAUAGACAAAGCAGAGGAAGUCAUGCUGGCUGAAGAGAACAAAAAUUCGGGGACCUCAGCCUUAGACGUGCUCAGGCGAGCCACCAUCAAGCGGAACCGCACGGAUGCCACGUCGGGUGAUGAGCACUGUGUUGACAUCUCCUCCGUGGGCGAGAGGAGGCUGGCGCAGAGGAGACCCCUCCAUCCAACCUUGGGUAACCCCUCGAGUCACUCUGGCCUCAAAGGCGCCAGGGUGGAUGGUGCCUCCUACUUACGGCACAAGGAGCGACUCCUGCGCAUCUCUGUCCGCCACAUGGUCAAAUCCCAGGUCUUCUACUGGAUCGUCCUGAGCCUGGUGGCUCUCAACACUGCCUGCGUGGCCAUCGUCCAUCACAACCAGCCAGCCUGGCUCACCCACUUCCUCUACUAUGCAGAGUUUCUGUUUCUUGGGCUCUUCCUUCUGGAGAUGUCCUUAAAGAUGUACGGGAUGGGGCCACGCCUUUAUUUCCAUUCUUCCUUCAACUGCUUCGACUGUGGGGUCACAGUGGGAAGCAUCUUUGAAGUGGUUUGGGCUAUAUUCAGACCAGGAACCUCCUUUGGGAUCAGUGUCCUACGAGCUCUUCGUCUCCUGCGGAUAUUUAAAAUAACCAAGUACUGGGCAUCCCUGAGGAAUUUGGUGGUCUCGCUGAUGAGCUCCAUGAAAUCUAUUAUCAGUCUGCUCUUCCUCCUUUUCCUCUUCAUUGUAGUCUUUGCCCUGCUGGGAAUGCAGCUGUUUGGAGGAAGGUUUAACUUCAUGGAUGGGACUCCGUCAGCCAACUUUGACACCUUCCCUGCAGCCAUCAUGACGGUGUUUCAGAUCCUGACAGGCGAGGACUGGAACGAGGUGAUGUACAAUGGCAUCCGCUCCCAGGGAGGUGUGCGCUCAGGGAUGUGGUCCUCCAUCUACUUCAUCGUCCUCACCUUGUUUGGAAACUAUACUCUGCUGAACGUCUUCUUGGCCAUUGCCGUGGACAACCUGGCCAACGCUCAGGAGCUCACCAAGGAUGAGCAGGAGGAAGAGGAAGCCUUUAACCAGAAGCACGCCCUUCAGAAAGCCAAAGAAGUCAGCCCCAUGUCUGCCCCAAACAUGCCUGCUAUCGAGCGGGAGCGUCGCCGGAGGCACCACAUGUCGGUGUGGGAGCAGCGCACGAGCCAACUGCGACGGCACAUGCAGAUGUCCAGCCAGGAGGGCAUCAACAAGGACGAGCCACCCCUCAUCAAUCCCCAUGCCAGCAUCUUCCGCAGGAAGAGACCCGGGGAGGGUGUCACCCUGGAGAAAUGUGCUGAGGAGCAGGGCAAGGGAGAGUGCGAGGGACCUGAGCAGCCAGUCCCAGGGGCCAACCCUGGCGGUGGGGAGGACAGGACAUCACCCCGGGCCAAACGGGACGUGUGGCAGCAGAAGUCUUGCCAUGGGAACUGUGAGCCAGGGGAACAGGAUGGGGCAGGAGGCAGCAUCGAGGACAGGGCCAGGAUGAGGCAGAGCCAGCGACGCAGCCGGCACCGCAGAGCCCGCAUGGAAGGCAAGGACACGGCUGGCAUCUUGGGGAGCCGCUCAGCCAGCCAGGAGAUGGGGCUGGAGGAGGCCAGCACUGCAGAGGGGACACAGGAUGGGGACCGGCAUGGGGACGUGGCUGCGGCAGAGGCGCUGAUUCCAGGGGAGCCAGAAGCGAGCGGAGAGUCCAUCAGGACAAACGGAGUCCCUGCUGGCGAUGCCGAUCUGAUUGGGACCACCAAGAAGGGCAGCCCCUCACACAUUGCACCCGAGCUCUCCCAGGGGAAGACGGGCACCCUGACGGAGCAGGACUGCAGCAGCCCGGACACAAGCGAGCAGGCGCUGCUGGAGCCCAGCCGCACCGUGAGCCGCAGUGAGCCCGACCUCUCCUCCAUCACCCCCAACACCGAGAAGGCCACCGAGAGCACCACCAUCAUGAUCGAUGUCCACGACUCCGCUGUGGUACAGAUUAGCAACAAGACAGACGGCGAAGCCAGCCCCUUAAAGGAGGCUGAGACCAAAGAGGAUGAGGAAGAAAUGGAGAAGAAGAAGAGGAAGAAGGAAAAGAGUGAGACGGGCAAAGCCAUGGUGCCGCACAGCUCCAUGUUCAUCUUCAGCACCACCAACCCGGUGAGGAGGGCCUGCCACUACAUCGUGAACCUGCGCUACUUCGAGAUGUGCAUCCUCCUGGUGAUCGCUGCCAGCAGCAUCGCCCUUGCUGCUGAGGAUCCUGUCCUCACCAACUCCGACCGCAACAAAGUGCUGAGGUAUUUUGACUACGUCUUCACUGGUGUCUUCACCUUCGAGAUGGUGAUCAAGAUGAUUGAUCAGGGCUUGAUCCUGCAGGAUGGCUCCUACUUCCGAGACCUCUGGAACAUCCUGGAUUUCAUUGUGGUGGUGGGAGCGCUGGUGGCUUUUGCCUUGGCGAAUGCUUUGGGGACCAACAAGGGCCGGGAUAUCAAGACCAUCAAGUCUCUCCGUGUGCUGCGGGUCUUGAGGCCCCUGAAAACCAUCAAGAGACUGCCCAAGCUGAAGGCUGUUUUUGACUGUGUCGUGACAUCUCUCAAGAACGUCUUCAACAUCCUCAUUGUCUACAAGCUCUUCAUGUUCAUCUUCGCCGUCAUCGCCGUGCAGCUUUUCAAGGGGAAGUUCUUCUACUGCACUGACAGCUCCAAGGACACACAGAAGGACUGCAUAGGGAACUACGUGGACCAUGAGAAGAACAAGAUGGAGGUGAAAUGCCGGGAGUGGAAGCGGCAUGAGUUUCACUAUGACAAUAUCAUCUGGGCUCUGCUCACCCUGUUCACGGUGUCCACCGGUGAGGGGUGGCCCCAGGUGCUGCAGCACUCAGUGGAUGUGACAGAGGAGGACCGCGGGCCCAGCCGCAGCAACCGCAUGGAGAUGUCCAUUUUUUAUGUCGUCUACUUUGUGGUCUUCCCUUUCUUCUUCGUCAACAUUUUCGUGGCUCUCAUCAUCAUCACAUUCCAAGAGCAAGGAGACAAAAUGAUGGAGGAGUGCAGCCUGGAGAAGAACGAGAGGGCCUGCAUUGACUUUGCCAUCAGUGCCAAGCCCCUGACGCGAUACAUGCCCCAGAAUAGACACACCUUCCAGUACCGCGUGUGGCACUUCGUGGUGUCCCCGUCCUUCGAGUACACCAUCAUGGCCAUGAUAGCCCUCAACACUGUGGUGCUCAUGAUGAAGUACUAUUCUGCUCCAUACACCUAUGAGCUGGCCCUGAAGUACCUGAACAUUGCCUUCACCAUGGUGUUCUCCUUGGAGUGCGUACUCAAGAUCAUUGCCUUUGGCUUCCUGAAUUAUUUCCGGGACACCUGGAACAUCUUUGACUUCAUCACGGUCAUCGGCAGCAUAACGGAGAUUAUCCUGACGGACACCAAGCUGGUGAACACCAGCAGCUUCAACAUGAGCUUCCUGAAGCUUUUCCGGGCUGCUCGGCUCAUCAAGCUGCUCCGCCAGGGUUACACCAUCCGCAUCCUGCUCUGGACGUUUGUGCAGUCCUUCAAGGCACUCCCCUACGUCUGCCUGCUGAUUGCCAUGCUUUUCUUCAUCUACGCCAUCAUUGGGAUGCAGGUUUUUGGCAAUAUCAAACUUGAUGAGGAAAGCCACAUUAACCGGCACAACAACUUCCGCAGCUUUCUGGGCUCCCUCAUGCUCCUCUUCAGGAGUGCCACUGGAGAGGCGUGGCAGGAGAUCAUGCUGUCCUGCCUGGAGGGCAAAGGCUGUGAGCCAGACACCACGGCCACGUCCGGGCAGAACGAGAAUGAGCGCUGCGGCACUGAUCUAGCCUACGUUUACUUCGUGUCCUUCAUCUUCUUCUGCUCCUUCCUGAUGCUCAACCUGUUUGUGGCAGUCAUCAUGGACAACUUUGAAUACCUGACACGGGAUUCCUCCAUCCUGGGCCCUCACCAUCUGGAUGAGUUUGUCCGGAUCUGGGCAGAGUAUGACCGAGCAGCGUGUGGCCGAAUCCAUUACACUGAGAUGUAUGAAAUGCUGACUCUUAUGUCACCACCGCUAGGCCUCGGCAAGAGAUGUCCUUCCAAAGUGGCCUAUAAGAGACUGGUGCUGAUGAACAUGCCCGUGGCUGAGGACAUGACAGUCCACUUCACCUCCACUCUCAUGGCCCUGAUCCGCACGGCCUUGGACAUCAAAAUUGCCAAAGGUGGUGCAGAUUGGCAGCAGUUGGACUCUGAGCUUCAAAAGGAGAUCCUGACCAUUUGGCCUCACCUCUCUCAGAAGAUGCUUGACUUGUUGGUACCCAUGCCAAAAACCUCUGACCUGACUGUUGGGAAAAUAUAUGCAGCCAUGAUGAUCAUGGAUUACUACAAGCAGAGCAAGGCGAAGAAGCAGCGGCAGCAGCUGGAGGAGCAGAAAAAUGCCCCCAUGUUCCAGCGCAUGGAGCCGUCCUCUCUGCCGCAGGAGAUCAUCUCCAAUGCCAAGGCUCUGCCGUACCUCCAGCAGGACACCCUCUCAGGCCUGAGCAGCCGAGGCGGGUUCCCCUCGCUGAGCCCGCUCUCGCCACAGGAGAUCUUCCAGCUGGCAUGCAUGGAUCCAGCCCAGGAGCAGCUCCAGGAGCACCAGUCUCUGGUGGUGACAGACACCAGCUCCAUGCGGAGAUCGUUCUCCACCAUCCGGGACAAGCGGCCCAACAGCUCCUGGCUGGAUGAGUUUUCCAUGGAGCGCAGCAGCGACAACACCUACAAGUCCCGCCGGCGCAGCUACCAUUCCUCGCUCCAGCUGUCUGCCCGGCGCCUCAAUGCUGACUCGGGCCACCGGUCCGAGGGGCACCGCUCGGGCAGGGAGCGGGGCCGAUCCAAAGAGCGCAAGCACCUGCUGUCUCCUGACAUCUCCCGCUGCAACUCCGAGGAGAGGAGUCCCCAGGCACAGGAGGAGUCGCCGGAGCGGCGGCGCGAGUCCCGGUCACCCAGCGAGGGCAGAUCACAGACACCCAGCAGGCAGGGCAUGGGCUCCCUGAGCGAAAGCUCCAUCCCCUCCAUCUCGGACACCAGCACGCCCCGGCGAGGCCGCCGCCAGCUGCCGCCGGUGCCCCCCAAGCCGCGUCCCCUCCUGUCCUAUGCCUCCAUGCUGCGACACGCCGGGGACACCUCUCCUCCCGCCGACGAGAGCGAGGGCGGCUCUCCCCUGCUCUCCUCCACCCUGGAUCCCAACACGGCCGGUCCGGCCGAGUCUUCCAGCUCUCCGGCGGGCAAGCAGAGCCGGCAGUCCACGCCGCAGCGCUACAUCUCGGAGCCCUACCUGGCGCUGCACGACGACUCGCACGCCUCAGACUGCGGUGAGGAGGAGACGCUCACCUUCGAGGCGGCCGUGGCCACCAGCCUGGGCCGCUCCAACACCAUCGGCUCGGCGCCGCCGCUGCGGCACGGCUGGCAGAUGCCCAACGGGCACUACCGGCGGCGGCGGCGAGGGGCAGCGCAGGGCGUCAUGUGCGGCGCCAGCAUCGACGUGCUCAGCGACACCGAGGAAGAUGACAAGUGCUAGAAGCUGCCCCCCCCGCCCCGAGCCUCAAACCCGCGCCCCGACCCCACCUCGGCUGCCCCCCGUCCCGCCCUGCCCUUCUCCAAUGCAUGCUCUUUGCCACGCCUGGGAAUGAAACUAAAAACCAAAACCAAACGCAGGGGGAAAACAAAAAAAAACCAACCAACCAACCAAAAAAAAAAAAAAAAA